This is a messenger RNA of Chilo suppressalis (striped riceborer), 6232 nucleotides long. The record is from the annotation of a GenBank genome assembly. Lineage: Eukaryota; Metazoa; Arthropoda; Insecta; Lepidoptera; Crambidae.
UGACCAUUACACCCGUAGUCCAAAGAUCUAUUUAUCCGUAGUCUGUGCUAACAAGUCGUUUAACACUGCCGUGUUUAUGUCGUCGUGAUUUUUACUAUUAAAAAUAAGCAAAAUAGCAGUUAAAGUGUUAUUAAACAAAUUUAUGAUUGUGAUUUGAUGAACUGUUUGUUGGUUUAUUCCUACAUAUGUCCAGCAAGAUAGUUCCUGAUAAUCAUAGAAGAUGGAGUGGGUGCUUCGAAGUCCUCAAAUUCAUAGUACAUUCGGCAACCUUGGCUAUUCACAAGGUGAUAGAUAUCACGUAAACAAAAACUGCAAUUCUGCAUUAGAAACAAUCCUCCAUAAUAUUCUAUCAGAAGACAAGUAUUUACGCACUUACCGCCGAAACAUUAGUUUUGGACAACAUAUUAAAAAAGAUCUCAUUCCACUCUUACUACACGCUAGUGAAGAUAAAACUGUAGAAUUACUGAUAAGGGUAUUAGUAAAUUUAACCAUUCCAGUGGAAUGUUUGCUUUCUAUGAAUGCAAUUUCCAAAACAGAUUUCGGAAGACAUACAAUAUUUGAGAUAAAUAAUUUGCUGGCAGAGACUAAAACUGCAUUUGCCGAUCGUUGGGCAACAAGAGUCAUAAUAGGCUUUUUGAAGAAAAAUAUAGAGGUCGAUCGAAAAGCUAAGUUGUCGCCAGAGCAAUGCGACAACAUUAGCAAUUCAUUGUUACUACUAAGAAACAUUCUGCAUAUUCCAGAAGAUUUUUUUACAUUAAGUCCGAACUGCAAUGGAACUGCACUGCAUGGCAUCCAAAACCAAAUACUAUGGAACAUUUUUAGUCAAGGAAUUGAUAAAGUCCUUAUAAAGUUGAUGAUAAUACCAGAUGCGACCAAAUGGGCAGUCACUAUGGUACAAUUAAUUGCCUUAUUGUAUAAAGAUCAGCAUGUCGUAAUGUUGCAUAAACUUCUAAAUCAGUGGCUUGAAGCUUCACUUUCUGAGAGUUCCGAAGACAAUGAAAGUAAUACAUCUCCGCCAGGCAGAGACAGUGAAGGUUCCUCGCCAAUGCUUACGUCUGACCCUACAUCCGAUUCAUCAGACAAUGGAGGUAGUGGGAAAAGUAACGACCAAACUAAUGUCAAUUCAGUUUUUAAUGAUUGGAACGGGUCCUCUGCUAACAAUAGCACUGAAAAUAGCAACGAGCCUUUCCAACCGCCACCCCCAGCAACUGGAAAGCAAACUGAUAAAAUAAUAAGUGAUUAUAAUGAACACACAAAUAAAGAGAUGGAUUUUAAUAAUGUGGCAAAUUCUUCUUGUACAAUGAGCGGGCAAUCAGAUCAAAGUAAGGCUUCGAAGACAAAAGGAAAAAAUACAAUUAUAACAGAUAAUUCAGAUUGUGGCUACGGAACACAAAUCGACACCCAAGGUUCAAUUUCAACUUCUAGUAACGAAGAUGAGUUACCUACUAAAGAACCUGUCCACCAGAAACCACACAAUCCGAAACAGAGAAUCAACUACAAAGCUAGGUCAGGCACUACAACUCAGGACGGAAAGAGGAAAAAACUCGUCAAAAGGGGAAAGGCAAAUAUCUUAAAUGUGCAAGGUCUUUUUCAUAAAACUCCAAACGAUGAUGACAUAUCUAACGUAUUAAAAGAAUUUACUGUUGACUUUUUGUUCAAAGGCUAUAAUUCUUUAGUAAAGACGCUGCAGACUCAAAUUGUUAUAAACCUACAAUUGGAAAUAGAUAUGUCGCAUUUUUUUUGGCUUGUGACAUACUUUCUUAAGUUUGCAACACAAAUAGAGUUGGACUUGAAACAUGUUUGUUCAGUGUUAUCAUUUGAUAUAGCAUCCUAUUUAACCGCAGAAGGAGUAAAUUUGUGUGAACAAUUCGAACUUGCUAUGAAAUUGGAUGGAAAUGAUUUGAAGCCCAGCAUACGAAGGCUCCAUUUGGUGGUUACAGCUAUUCGCGAGUUUGUGCAAGCAGUUGAAGUAUAUAAAAAGUUUACGCAUAUAUGUCAAGAGGACCAGAAUGCACUUGUACGAUUACAAAUUCAAAUAUGCGAUACGGAAGAACUGCGUUCAUUGUUGGUAUUGCUUUUGCGACACUAUAAUCCAAAAUAUCACUCCAAACAGUAUUUACAGGAUCUUAUUGUAACCAAUCAUAUUUUGUUGAGAUUCCUUGACAAUGUUAUGAAAUUACCAGAAUAUACUGGAACUGCAAACAUGCUUGAACAUAUGGAACAAUUUGCAACAAGCGAGCUUAUGUACAAAUAUGGGCUGUUAUUAGAAGAUUAUGCGGUCAAUGGUGAAUUUAUCAAUGACUGCAUUUUUACGCUGAUGCAUCAUGUCGGAGGAGAAAUCGGUAGUCUCAUAACUCUUUUCCAACCAAAAAUACUAAAAACCUUCACUUCUAUUUGGAAAUCUGAAUUCGAAAUAUGCGAUGACUGGUCUGAUCUUAUAGAAUACGUGAUUAAUACAUUUAUAACAAAGCCGCAAACUCUACACACUUCUGCUAACUUCCGAUUAGACACUGAAAAUUUUGACGAUGACAAUGUGAUUGUCAAACCUGACGCCGCCGUUGAGUCGUUCAUCAGUAAACUGAACCACGAAGACAUCAAGAAGAAGUCUAGCGCUGCGAGCACUUCACUUAUGGAAAGAGAUAGGUUAUCAUCUCUAAGCUGGAAUUACAUGCAGUGCAGUACUCAAUCGGAUCCCAUCGGGGAGCUCGUGAAAAUCUACAAAGAGGAUGGAAUUGUCAAAUCGAGAGAUUCGAUCAUCAAAGAGCUUUUAGAGCGAAAUUUGAUAGAUAAGGAGACCUUCGACAAAUUUUCGAAAGGAGAAAGUGAGCGGUGCCCGAAAAACUCUCCAAACAAAGAAAUAAGAGAUGAUGAGAUUAUAAAGAUGUGUGAACAACUCACCCAAGAUGGAAAGUCUAAAUUCCUUGUGUGGGUUCAGAAAGUACUGUUGGAAACAUGUUACGCAAAAAUAUGCAUUAAAAAACGAAUGAAUUAUAAUGGCGGUAAUGCUUUCUUGAGAAAAGAGUAUCACAUUGAAGAUCUUGGAGAAAAUACGGAAGAUUUACCUGUGGUAUCGCCCGUGUCAUUUCACUCUCUUUUGUGCAAUCAAUCUGUUCCUCUGGUCCCAUGGAAUUGCGAUCAAGCUGCCAUUUGCAAAGAUCUGAAGUUUUUGCAAUUGUUACACAAGCUUGGAUUCCAUAUGCCAGUCGAUUCGGGGAAAGUAUUCAUUCGUAUACCACACUUCUGGAAUGCUGUAACCCUUUAUGAGGUUGCUGGUAAAAUAAUACCAAUUGAUGAAAGUCAAUUGAAAUUCUCAAUAAACGAUAUAACUGACAGUAGCGGCGAUUACCAUAUAAAUGAAAUGGACAGUUUCGUUCAGUCCAAGGAUCUCUCAGAAGAAACAACCUUGAUUGACAACCCUGAGCCUGGUUCGUCGUUCAACUCUGAUAUUGGGGAACCUGAGAAGCCCACAUGGUUUGAACUGAUAAAGAAGUCGCAAGAGUACAAAUUAACACUAAAUUUAGAAGGACACGUUUCGAAAGCGGAAACGGAGUUAGAUUCGGACGUGGAGAUGUCUGAGGCAGUGCAGACGCCGCGCGCGCCCGUCCUCGCUGCCGCGCCGCCUCCCUUCGUGCCGCCGUCCUUCGUGCCGCCGCCCUUCGUGCCGCCGCCCUUCGUGCCGCACUCGCUGCUCAUGCCAGUCCUGUCCACCGCUAUGGUCGUCCAGCAAUCCGAUAUCAAUAACUUCAACGUUCGGCUGGCCGAGCCGGACUAUUACAAUCACAGUGUGUGUGAAACAGCUUCCGUCGCCUCGGAUCUGACGAGAAUGUACGUUUCCGACGAAGACGAAAAACCGGAAGUCCUGAUUCGGCCCGUGAGUCCCGCUACCGAAGAUUCGUUGGACCUCGGUGUAUCCAGAGCUAGAAAACGGCCGCGAGUGUAAUUCUCUCCUACGUUUUAAUACAAAUAUCGAAUUAUUCUACAAAUAAAGUUAUAAAAAUACAGUACCUAUUGCAUGUGUGUAAUAACAAUCUCUUAAGAGACUACUACGCUACGUUAAGACACAAAUUUAUAUAAACACUUAUUGUGUUUAGUAAUAAACAUUUAAAUAUCAUUUCAAAUACAUAUUUGUAUGGCUUGCUAGUUAUAGGUUAUUUUGGAAUAAUUGUUUCCAAAUAAAUAUUAUUAAGUGUACUUAGGUAGUUUGAUGUUAAUCAGAAUGGGUAAAUUAGUUUUAUUGAACCAAAUUAACCAUUUUAUAUUUUAUGUUUGUUAUGUAGCUUUUAUUGUCUUUUUGGGAUACAUUUUUUGUUAAAUAAACGUCUAGGAAAUUAUAAAAAAUAUUUUUUAUUUAUUUACAGGAUUAACAAUAUAGUUACACAUCUAGUAACAAAACAACAAGAAGGCGUUAAUAUUUUUGUGCCUUUUUAAAACCAAAUAACAGAAGAAGUUCAAAGCAUUCUGUUCCUAUACAUACAGUAAAUAAUCACGUCAUCAGUCAGGUACACCGUAAUAACAACAAUAACGACAUCUUAAAUUAAUAGUAACUGGAACCGUCCUGGUUGCCACUUGACUUUUGUUUGCUAAAAUAGUCUUGCAACGCCUGAUCAUAGCUCUGCGAUUCCUCCGGUUCAUGAGCGGCACUAUCUUGAGGUGCGGAAUAUCCUUCAUAACUACUGGCGGGAGGAUCAUAGGAACUACCUGGGGCACCUUCAUAAGAAAUGUCGUCGCCGAAGUUCUGGCCAUAAUUGGAGUUGCCGCCGGUAAACGAUUGACCUUCCUGGCCAAAAGCAUGUCCGUCUUGCGGUUCUUGAACUUGAUACGAGUUGCCCUCUACUCCUAAGCGGUGCGUGUUAAAUUGGUUGUUCCCGCCAUAGGUUCCUUCAUUGCUGUGUCCGGAUUUGGUAGGAGUUACAAUAUGUGGCACUUUAAUGAUUUGCGGAACUGGCACAGGGUAGGGUUUGGCUACUUGCACCGGGUAGGGCACCUUUUCCCUAACCUUUACGGGGUAUGGCACAGGCACCUUCACUGCGAUAGUUUUCGUGAUUUUGAUGACUUUUACUGGUGUUUCGGGUAUCUCUACAUGCUGACCUAGAUCUUGAAGUUCUGUUUCGUAGCCGUCGAUAGGAAUAAUAUGCGAGUGAUGGUGGGAAGCGGCUGCGAAGUAUAUGCACAACAACAGGAAUAUUGAUUUCUGUAACAAAAAAAACAACAAGUGAAAAAUUGAGAGCUAAACAUGAAAUAACAUAGAUAAGUUUACGGUAUAGAAAUUCCUAUUUUGUUCUCCUUAUACAAAAUCAAAAAUGGACACAAAACAUGUUUUACGAAUGGGCUGUUUGUCACAUCGGAAGAAGAAAUAGAAAGAAAGUGGUACUUAGGUUACUGUAUUACGUAGGUAUUGAAAGUAUUGCACAACAAUCAGAUGUUCCAGAUAAUGUCUGACCGACAAAAAAUAUAAAAGAAAACCAGAGCAACGCAGGUGAUAUUACUAACCGGAAUCUCCAUUGUGCCGUGGGUGAGUGUACCUCGACAGCGCGUCUAAAAAACUAUCGAGUGUCAAGUGUAUUGAGGGCCUUAUAUAUGGCGCAUUCUCUUGCAGCGAGGGACUGGCAACUCGCCACCCGCCCAAUUACUUUCUUUACUAGCAGCUAGCCGACACUUACAGGCCACCAGCGGUGGCGACUGCACUAAUAAAUUAUAUAAGUAUUAUAUACAUUUUACUUGAUUCAGCUAUAUCGGUUGUUUAUUAUUGUUUAAGUCAAUUAACUUUUAUAUGGUAAGAUAGGCUACAGUUGUGUGCUCGCUACCCACCUAGGUAAACGUAUCUUUGGCAUUGAUCUUGCUUGCUAUUAAUUUGAUCCUGUAAUUAUUACCUACAAAUAACGAAUAGUUACGUGGUUAUAUAUAACGUUUAGAGUGCUAAAGAUGGGCUCAUGGGCUCUCCUGUUACAUACCCAAUAAAGGGAUAAAACAUACAUGGAUGCAUAAUGCGAAGAUCAAACGUGUAAUAGAAUUAGCCUGGACAAAUACACGGUAAUUUGCAAUCACCGUUUCCAUUCAUAGUUAUUUUCAACGCAUUAAAAAACAUCUAAUUAAAUCAAAACCUUCUCAAAAUUAUGCCUCAAAGAUUAAGUCGUAAUUUAAUAAAAGAUAAAAAACUUUGUUAUAAUAUACUUAUUACCCAAGAACUUAUUAUUGGUUAUGUCGUACGUAUUUUUUAUUAAUAACUAUGGCC